Molecule: messenger RNA, 204 nt
Organism: Racocetra fulgida
Lineage: Eukaryota; Fungi; Glomeromycota; Glomeromycetes; Diversisporales; Gigasporaceae
Source: the annotation of a GenBank genome assembly
UAAGCGAGAGACAAGCUGAAGAAUUUAUAGAUAAUUAUCAGGAACGUCAAGCUUUAAAAGAAGAUUUCAUAGCAGCACAUCCAAAUUAUGGAGCAUCACUUUGGUGUAUAUCUCCUCAUAAUUCUAUUCGACGCUUUUGCCAAUUGCUUGUACCUUCAAGUUAUGGAAAACGCAUUCAAGGCGUUCCUCCAUCUCCAACAUGGA